AAAGGUGGACUCCCGAUCAUCGCUUUCCCGUUGUGAUAGUGUCGCGCUAUAGGACGCCGAUACGGAGCCCUUUAUUCCACUCUGGAUGAAUGCAUAAUAAAAAUCUCUCGCCUCUUUUUCUUUUCCUUUCCAGUUCUGUUCUCUCUCUUUUUGGUUCAAAGCUCAUUCAUCAGUGUUGCUUCGAUCAUAUCCGACGAAAAGAGGUUGUGAAUCUCUGACCAACCAACCAACCAUCUUACACCAAUACACUUUUGAGUGUUACAUACGAAACAAAACAACACAACAUGAACACAUUCGUCACAGGCGCCGCUUUCGGCGCGGCCCUUACGGCUUCGGGCGUUUACCAGCCCUCCGUCAUCGUCUCUCAACUCAAGUUUGAGAACUGGCACAUGAUGCAAGCUUUCCUUACUGCGGCGGCCAGCAGCGCAGCCCUAGUCCACAUCCUCCAAUCCCUCUCCCCCUCCACCUUCCCCCUCCCACCGCGCUCCUUCUCCUCCAUCUCUCUCUUCUCCCGCUACGACGGCAACCUCCUCGGCGGUAUCCUCCUCGGCACGGGCAUGAUGCUCUCGGGCGCCUGCCCGGGUACCGUCUUCGCACAAAUCGGCACCGGCGUGCGUUCCGGCUUCUAUGCUCUCGAAGGCAGCAUCAUCGGCGGCAUCGUAUUCACUGGCUUCCUUGGUCCCUGGAUCGCCCGCAGGAACGCGGCGGCCAAGGCCGAAGCCAAGGCUAGGGGCGAGGAUAAGGAGCUUACCAAGACCGUUUAUGAGAAUCUGGGUGUGUCCAAGUCGAGCGUGUUGGUGGCUUUUGAGGCGAUUUGUGCAAGCGUGGUGGUUUCCACUGCGCUGUGGACUAGUGUGGGGCCGGAGGCCAAGAUCUCGCCUGUUGUUGGUGGACUGUGCAUCGCUGGCGCGCAGUUGCUCAGUUUGUUGUUGAGGAAGAAUAUGGUUGGUACUUCGACGAGUUUUGAGGAGGUUGGUGACUGGUUCUGGGGUAUCUUCAAGGGCAAGACGCUGCCGCAGAGGUAUAACAAUUUGUUGUUCGUCAGCGGCGCGGUGCUUGGUGCUAAGCUGUUGACGGUUGCGUACCCUGCUCUCGGCCAGGUCACGGAGGUUGCGGUGUCCCCUGUUGCGGCGGGAUUGGGUGGUUUCUUGAUGAUCAUCGGUUCGAGGAUGGCGGGCGGAUGCACGUCUGGUCAUGGUAUCAGCGGCAUCGCGCUCCUGUCCACGUCGAGCUUCUUGACUAUUGGAGCGGCUUUCGGUGCCGGUGCGUUGCUUGGCUUGUUGAGGGGCUGAGCUGGGGAGUGGUGGUGAGAUUGCAUGGAGAGAUACCCCUUUUCCUGGGGUUACACCGAUUACCAUCGUGCAUUGCACAUAUCAGUGAUGGGAUAUCGGAAACAGUCGAUUCAGUCUUGAACAUUCUUGUACAUACAACACAAAAGCCUCCGAGUCAUUACAUGAUACCCCUUUCG
This is a messenger RNA of Neurospora tetraspora, 1468 nucleotides long. RefSeq lists its product as uncharacterized. NCBI's taxonomy places the organism in Eukaryota, Fungi, Ascomycota, Sordariomycetes, Sordariales, Sordariaceae. Gene Ontology annotation, cellular component: plasma membrane. The coding region runs from base 285 to 1292 and encodes 335 amino acids. The record is from RefSeq and is a predicted model, not a curated record. The transcript has 2 exons.